Molecule: messenger RNA, 4026 nt
Organism: Rhincodon typus (whale shark)
Lineage: Eukaryota; Metazoa; Chordata; Chondrichthyes; Orectolobiformes; Rhincodontidae
Gene: pcare
Product: photoreceptor cilium actin regulator
Exons: 2
Coding region: 1-4026 (1341 amino acids)
Source: RefSeq, a predicted model, not a curated record
AUGGGGUGUGCACCGUCUCACAGUGAAAUAAUCCAACACCUCGCAAAAAACACCUUGAGACCUCUAAAGAAAUCCACGGCCCAAGGGUCAGCAGACAGGACACACACUGAGAGCCGAAACCACUCAGUCAGCGGAGGGUCAGGCAACUCCGACAGUGAAUCCUCUGAGAAUGAUCAGGAGAAUGCCAUCCAGCUGAGAGAUAAAGAGGACCAGCACCACAUGGAAAGGAGCCAUUGCCAGAACCUGCCUGGGUCAGCAGUGCCUGCUCGAACACCCAAACUUUACAAUGAGGAAACAAAGAGAGAAAAAUUGGCAGCCGGUACCAAGGUGGCAGUGUCAGAGGUUAUAGUUUCGCAGAAGUAUGUACCUCGGGAAUUUGCUGAACAGAAACAGCAUGCACACAGCGUCAGCGACUUGGCUCAGCAACCCAAGAGAAGCAGGAAACAAAAAGGCCACCAGAGCCCCAAGCAGGUCAAGAGCACCAAGUGGAGGGAAAAGAGUCUUUCUCAAUCAGCGGACAAAGAGAAAGUAGAUUUUCCCACCUCCCUGGUUAAUGCCCACCAAGCCGCAUACGCUUACCUUAACCCCUGCCUUUCCAAGUACGAUGCAGUUUUGAGUUUAAUUGAGCAGGCCGCACACACUCAACUAAUUCUCCAGCAGAUGGUGAGCUUUCUAACACUGCGCUUUGAGGAGGUAAACUGCAUCCUAGAGGAAAUAGCUGGUGAAGGUGAAAGGCUAGUGAAAGAUGUUGGAACUCAGCUUGCAUGGCCUGCUGGGAUAGCAGCCCCACAAGAACAGCCCGAUCUCCUGCAACAACUGCUGUUGUACACUGUCAACAAGAUGCAGGAAACCAAUGGGACAGUAACCUCCUUGACGGCCUCAGCCCUGCAAGAAGCAUGCAGAUACCUGCAUUCUGCCACGGACACUUUCCAUAACAGGCUCACAGUGAAACAGGAAGUAGACAAGCGGUUGCAAAGAAUGAUAGCUCAAUUGGAGGCCUGCGCACGGCAACAACCUCAGAGCAAACACAGAGACACGGCCCUUCAUUCAGAGGACAGUGGCAUUGGAGGAGAUACCGAUUCCAUGAAAGAAUACUGGAACCCUGAGAAAGGUGGAAGGCGUACAAGUUCAGAGUCCAAUGCAUAUCUCUUAAGCAGAGAUUCUCAUUCGCACCCUUCACAUAGACAAGCAAGCCUUUCUCACAUAGCAAGCUGUACUUCAAAAUCGUAUGACAAUACUGUCGAUCAUCAAUUAAAAGGCAACUUUUACUCGCCUCAUGAUACAUCCUCUGUAUCAAUCCGUACAUCUCAACAUGCACAUAUCCAGAACAGAUCAUUCAGUUCUUUUGAGUCAGUAACAAGCACGGACUGCGAGACACUUAUUCGAACAGAGUCAAUGGAUUUCUGCUCCCUGGGUGAAGAGGACAAUGAGGAACGCAGUUUAGACAUAAUUGUUGAUGGGACACCUCAGCAGCCCAGAUCAUCCCCUCCAGAAAGUGAAGCUGUGCGGCCUAUUCCAAAAAGGAUCAACAUCCCUGAGAACGAAGAAAUGACCUUUAAGAUGAAAGAUGCCAUUAGUGACAAAAUCCAGUUUGUCCCAAUCAACUCGGGGUCGAAUGCUUGGUCAGACGAAGAGAGCAAAUUGCUCCCAGUCAGACCAAGUACUGCCAAGGGCUGCAAAAUUCGUGUCGUCAAAAAGCGGCGAUCAAAGUCCGCAGAGUCACUAAAAAGCAAGGCAGAGGAUCCGACGCUGCUGGAGCUUCAGAGAACUCAAAAGGAUCUGAGCAGGAGGCUGGAGAAGAUGCUGCAGCCCAAAGGUGCAAACAACAAGGGUGGCUUUGAACAGAGGAAGACACCAGGAAUGCCAAAGCUGCCAACCAGUCUGCCUGGCACAGGUCAGGCAGCGCCUAGAAACAAGCUGAAAGCCUCCCUCCACAGCAACUUUAGUAUCCUGCCCAGUCAGGAGAAGAUGAGUCUCAGGAAAAUUCCACCUGGGUCGUGCUACCAGACCCAGGCGCAAAACCAAACUGAGACCCAAACCCAGGCACAGCAGACCCAGACCCAGAGCCAGAACCAGGGUCCAGUGCGAGGAAAGAACCAUAUCCAGGCCCAAGUCCAGAACCAUACCCAGAUCCAGUCUGAGCACCAAGCCCAGGAUCAGACACAGGAGUCCCAGACCCAGUUCAAGGCCCCAGUCCAGACUGAGGCCCAGGCCCCUGCCAAAAUAAAGCGGGCGCCACCCUGUCCUAUUGCCACUCGCCUGCAACGGACAGGAGUGCAAGGACUGAUCACCACCUUCAGCCAGGGAAGUGCCGGCCUGACAACCAGGGAUGCCCCUCUCCUUCCCCAGGGGGGCUUCACUCCCGACCUGGAAACAGGCAGCCGGGUAGCCGGGCGGGUGAUGAGUAAACUGGCCCCAGGAGGAGCCAGUUGGAGAGGAUCCAUCACCAGCAGCUCUCGCAAGCUGCAGCCUGGAGCCAUGACAGCCGGUGACCAACCCUGGCUGCAAUACAAAAUCAUUAACCUCCGCUACGGCGGGGCCUCCUGUAGCCCCCAGGAAAAUGGAGCGACCCCCGAGUGCCCUCCCGAGCCCAGCAGACCAGGCCCCCCGCCCAAGGCCACUUCAUCCCUCGACGAAGCAGUGGCUCCAUCCACACUCUCCCCACACUUCGGGCGGGGAGGAUUGUCCUCCCCCCCAUUCUGCCGAGGCGCAACGGGAGGCCCAGCUCCCAAUCCUUCACCUCCCACCUCGAGAAAGGCCUUCCCCAGUCCCACCCUGCCAUCUCGAAACCUCUACAUUCCAGUGGGUUACACCGCGCCCUCUGUCUCCAGAAAGAGAUGGCCAAACACGAAAUGGGGCUCUGAACAACCGAACCUACCAGCCUCUCCAGACGAACCGAGCUCCUCAGUUAGCCUCAGGAGUUCAAGGCCCCCUUCUGUUCCGGUUAAACCGUCCAACCUCGCGACAGACCAUCAACCGUCCAACCUCGCGACAGACCAUCAACUGUCCAGCCUCACGACAGACCAUCAACUGUCCAGCCUCGCGACAGACCCUCAACCGUCCAGCCUGGCGACAGACCAUCAACUGUCCAGCCUCGCGACAGACCCUCAACCACCCAGCCUCGCGACCGACCACCAACUGUCCAAUCUUGCAACAGACCAUCAACCACCCAAUCCCCAGGCCCAUCGUCAACCACGGAGCCCCCUGACCCAUCGCCAACUGCCCAGCCGUCAAGCCCAUCACCAAGUGCCCAGCCACCCGGUCCAUCGUCAACCACCCAGCCCCCCGAGCCCCCCGGUACAUCAUCAACCACCCAGCCCCCCGACCCAUCGCCAAUUGCCCAGCUCCCCGGUCCAUCGUCAACCACCCAGCCCCCUGACCCGUCGCCAACUGCCCAGCCCACCGGUCCAUCGCCAACUGCCCAGCCCACCAGUCCAUCGCCAAUUGCCCAGCCCGCCGGUCCAUCGCCAAUUUCCCAACUCCCUGGCCCAUCGCCAACUGCCCAGUCCUCCGGCAGCAGUCAAUAGCGCCCCUCCGCUUGAGAAAACACCCCUUGACCGCACCGAGAAACCGGGAUCCAAUGCCUCAUCCAUCUUCUGCCCGCUCUCCAAAUCCAUCUUUGAAUCCCAGGCCCCUUCACCACCUGUGGGCAGAGUGAAUGCAGCAGCUCAACCACAAAACAUCGUGCCGGGGGACAGGAGCCCAUUCACACCUAGAGCUACAUGGAAGAACAAAUUCACAGUCAGGCAGCUGGGCGACAGGCCGAGAAGGUUGACCUUGAGUGGUGUCCACCCACAACCUUUUGUUAAGAAGAGUCACCUUCCAGACUUUAAAACUGCAACUCAGAGCCAAGUGUCUGCAACUGGUUCAGCUGCAAGUGAACCGACUCUACAUAGCGUUGGUUUAGGUGGGAGCUUUGAGAAAGAUGAUGAUCCAUGGACAAGGCAUUACGUGUCAGAGAUGAGAGGGGCUAGCCGUUCAAUCUCCCACCCAGAACUGUGUAUCGUUGGCCAGGGGCUUCAAUGA